CUCGGUCCGUGGGCACCGCCACCUGGUCCAGAGAGUCCCCCGAGGGGACCUAGAGGCUCCACUCGGGCCGGGCGCGCACUGUGGGGACGAGGAGGGAGCGCGGGCCGGGGAGGAGGAGCGAAGGUGUAGGACAGAACUUCGCCAGGAACAGGAAACCUACGGCAGGGCAGGGGCGGCGACGGCGGCGCGGGGCCAUCGCGGUGUCCCCAGCAGUGGCCUCGCUGCCGCGCGCCGAGGCUGAGCUGUUCGGACUCCUCGGACCCCACGGGCCUGAGCUCACCCUUGCGCGCAGCGGAGAUAGCGGGGACGGCCACAGGAGCGUGAAGCAGCAUGUCUGACAAAAUGUCCAGCUUCCUCUACAUUGGGGACAUCGUGUCCCUGUACGCGGAGGGCUCGGUCAACGGCUUCAUCAGCACCCUGGGGUUGGUGGAUGACCGGUGUGUGGUACACCCAGAGGCAGGGGACCUUGCUAACCCACCCAAGAAGUUCAGAGACUGCCUUUUCAAGGUGUGCCCUAUGAAUCGAUACUCUGCCCAGAAGCAAUAUUGGAAAGCCAAGCAGGCGAAGCAAGGAAACCACACGGAGGCUGCCCUGCUGAAGAAGCUCCAGCACGCUGCUGAGCUGGAACAAAAACAGAAUGAAUCAGAGAACAGGAAACUUUUGGGAGAAAUUGUGAAGUACAGCAAUGUUAUACAACUACUGCAUAUAAAAAGCAACAAGUAUCUGACUGUCAACAAGAGGUUACCCGCUUUACUGGAGAAGAAUGCUAUGCGUGUGUCACUAGAUGCUGCGGGGAAUGAAGGGUCCUGGUUCUACAUUCAUCCCUUCUGGAAGCUGAGAAGCGAGGGUGAUAAUAUCGUCGUAGGAGAUAAAGUUGUUCUGAUGCCCGUAAACGCUGGGCAGCCCCUGCACGCCAGCAACGUGGAACUCCUGGACAACCCAGGCUGCAAAGAGGUGAAUGCUGUUAAUUGUAACACGAGCUGGAAAAUCACUUUAUUCAUGAAAUUCAGUUCCUAUCGGGAGGACGUAUUGAAAGGGGGUGAUGUUGUGAGACUGUUUCAUGCCGAACAAGAGAAGUUUCUUACCUGUGAUGACUAUGAGAAAAAGCAGCACAUUUUCCUUCGAACGACCUUGCGUCAAUCAGCAACUUCAGCUACUAGUUCUAAGGCACUCUGGGAAAUAGAGGUGGUUCACCACGAUCCAUGCCGUGGCGGUGCAGGACAGUGGAACAGCCUGUUCAGAUUUAAACAUCUUGCAACUGGGAACUACUUAGCCGCAGAGCUUAAUCCUGACUAUCGAGACGCUCAAAAUGAGGGAAAGACUGUGAAAGAUGGAGAGCUUCCAACUUCAAAGAAAAAACGUCAGGCAGGGGAGAAGAUUAUGUACACCCUGGUCUCAGUUCCACAUGGAAAUGACAUCGCAUCCCUUUUUGAACUUGAUGCCACAACUCUUCAGAGAGCUGACUGCCUGGUUCCAAGGAACUCCUAUGUGCGGUUAAGGCAUUUAUGCACCAAUACGUGGGUAACAAGUACCAGCAUCCCUAUAGACACGGAGGAAGAGAGGCCCGUCAUGCUGAAAAUUGGAACCUGUCAGACUAAAGAAGACAAAGAAGCCUUUGCCAUCGUGUGUGUCCCGCUGUCUGAGGUCCGAGACUUGGACUUCGCCAAUGAUGCCAACAAAGUGCUGGCAACCACGGUCAAAAAGCUGGAGAACGGCAGCAUCACUCAGAACGAGAGGAGGUUUGUAACUAAGUUGUUGGAAGACCUCAUCUUCUUUGUGGCAGAUGUGACUAACAAUGGACAGGAUGUUCUGGAUGUGGUCAUCAUCAAGCCAAAUCGGGAACGGCAAAAACUAAUGAGGGAACAAAACAUCCUGGCACAGGUGUUUGGGAUCCUCAAAGCACCUUUCAAGGAGAAGGCAGGAGAAGGCUCAAUGCUGAGGCUGGAGGACCUGGGUGACCAGCGCUAUGCCCCCUACAAGUACGUGCUGCGGCUCUGCUACCGCGUGCUGAGGCAUUCGCAGCAGGACUACAGGAAGAACCAGGAGUACAUCGCUAAGAACUUCUGCAUCAUGCAGUCCCAGAUUGGCUAUGAUAUCUUGGCAGAAGAUACGAUCACAGCCUUGUUACACAACAAUCGUAAACUCCUGGAGAAGCACAUCACGGCAAAAGAAAUUGAGACCUUCGUCAGCCUGCUCAGGAGGAACCGGGAGCCGAGGUUUCUAGACUAUUUGUCUGAUCUCUGUGUGUCCAACAGCACUGCCAUCCCCAUCACUCAGGAACUCAUCUGCAAAUUCAUGCUGAGUCCUGGCAAUGCGGACAUCCUCAUUCAGACAAAGCUGGUGUCCAUGCAAGUGGAAAACCCCAUGGAGAGCUCCAUCCUUCCUGAUGACAUUGAUGAUGAGGAAGUUUGGCUUUACUGGAUUGACAGCAACAAGGAGCCUCAUGGCAAGGCCAUCAGGCACCUCGCCCAGGAAGCCAAGGAAGGCACCAAAGCUGACCUAGAAGUUCUUACUUACUACAGGUACCAACUAAACCUCUUUGCGAGGAUGUGUUUGGACCGCCAGUAUCUGGCCAUCAACCAGAUUUCAACACAGCUGUCUGUAGACCUGAUCCUUCGCUGUGUGUCUGAUGAGAGCCUGCCCUUUGACCUCCGAGCUUCUUUCUGUCGACUCAUGCUCCACAUGCAUGUUGACCGGGACCCCCAGGAGUCUGUGGUGCCUGUUCGCUAUGCCCGGCUCUGGACCGAAAUCCCCACAAAGAUCACGAUUCAUGAGUAUGACUCUACCACAGACUCUUCCAGAAAUGACAUGAAGAGGAAAUUUGCCCUCACGAUGGAAUUUGUUGAAGAAUAUUUGAAAGAAGUUGUAAAUCAGCCAUUUCCCUUUGGAGACAAAGAGAAAAAUAAGCUGACAUUUGAGGUGGUCCACCUGGCCCGGAACCUGAUCUACUUCGGGUUCUACAGCUUCAGUGAGUUGCUGCGGCUGACAAGGACCCUGCUGGCUAUCCUAGACAUCGUCCAGGCCCCCAUGUCAUCGUAUUUCGAAAGACUAAGCAAAUUUCAAGAUGGAAGCAACAACGUCAUGAGGACCAUCCACGGGGUGGGAGAGAUGAUGACACAGAUGGUACUCAGCAGAGGCUCCAUCUUCCCCGUGAGUGUGCCUGAUGCUCAGCCCAGCAUGCACCUCAGCAAGCAGGCGAGCCCCGGGGAGCAGGAGGAUGUGACAGUGAUGGACACCAAGCUGAAGGUCAUCGAGAUCCUACAGUUCAUCCUGAGCGUCAGGCUGGAUUACCGGAUCUCGUACAUGCUGUCCAUAUACAAGAAGGAAUUUGGGGAGAACAGCGACAACGGUGACGCCUCUGCCAGCGGCUCCCCGGACACGCUGCUGCCGUCAGCUAUUGUCCCUGACAUUGACGAGAUUGCGGCUCAGGCAGAAACCAUGUUUGCUGGAAGAAAGGAAAAAACUCCAGUUCAGCUUGACGAUGAAGGAGGCAGGACAUUCCUACGGGUCCUCAUCCACCUCAUCAUGCACGACUACCCUCCGCUGCUCUCGGGAGCCCUGCAGCUGUUGUUCAAGCACUUCAGCCAGAGAGCAGAAGUGCUUCAGGCCUUUAAACAGGUGCAGCUACUGGUGUCAAACCAAGAUGUUGAUAACUACAAGCAAAUUAAGGCGGAUCUCGACCAACUUCGACUGACGGUGGAAAAAUCCGAGCUGUGGGUUGAGAAGAGCAGCAGCUAUGAGAAUGGAGAGAUUGGUGAAGGACAGGCCAAAGGAGGUGAAGAGACAAAUGAGGAAUCCAACCUCUUGAGUCCAGUGCAGGAUGGCGCGAAGACACCGCAAAUUGAUAGCAACAAGGGUAACAACUACCGGAUCGUCAAGGAGAUCUUGAUUAGGCUGAGUAAGCUCUGUGUGCAGAACAAGAAAUGUCGCAACCAGCACCAGCGCCUGCUGAAGAACAUGGGUGCUCACUCGGUGGUGCUGGACCUUCUGCAGAUCCCCUAUGAAAAGAAUGACGAGAAGAUGAACGAGGUGAUGGAUUUAGCCCACACCUUCCUGCAGAACUUCUGCCGGGGGAAUCCACAGAAUCAAGUUCUCCUUCACAAACAUCUCAAUUUGUUUCUAACUCCUGGACUCCUGGAAGCAGAAACCAUGCGGCACAUCUUCAUGAACAACUACCAUCUGUGCAACGAGAUCAGCGAGAGGGUUGUCCAACACUUCGUGCACUGUAUCGAGACGCACGGCCGCCACGUGCAGUACCUGAGGUUCCUGCAGACAAUCGUGAAAGCAGAUGGCAAAUACGUGAAGAAAUGCCAGGAUAUGGUGAUGACCGAGUUGAUUAAUGGGGGUGAAGACGUGCUGAUAUUUUACAACGAUAGAGCAUCAUUCCCCAUCCUCCUCAACAUGAUGUGCUCCGAGAGAGCUCGCGGGGAUGAGAGCGGCCCCCUGGCCUACCACAUCACCCUUGUGGAGUUGCUGGCAGCAUGUACAGAGGGAAAGAAUGUCUACACUGAAAUCAAGUGUAAUUCUCUCUUGCCCCUGGACGACAUCGUGAGGGUGGUGACCCAUGACGACUGUAUCCCUGAGGUCAAGAUUGCAUAUGUGAACUUUGUCAAUCACUGUUACGUUGACACCGAAGUGGAGAUGAAAGAAAUCUAUACCAGUAACCACAUUUGGAAGUUAUUUGAGAAUUUCUUGGUGGAUAUGGCAAGGGUCUGUAACACCACCACAGACAGGAAACAUGCAGACACCUUCCUGGAGAGAUGUGUGACGGAGUCAGUCAUGAACAUCGUCAGCGGCUUCUUCAACUCACCCUUUUCAGACAACAGUACCAGCCUCCAGACCCACCAGCCAGUCUUUAUCCAGCUGCUGCAGUCUGCCUUCAGAAUUUAUAACUGCACCUGGCCCAAUCCAGCCCAGAAAGCCUCAGUGGAGUCCUGCAUCAGAGCGCUGGCUGAAGUGGCCAAAAAUCGUGGGAUUGCAAUCCCUGUCGAUUUGGAUGGCCAAGUGAACACACUCUUCAUGAAGAACCAUUCAAGUACGGUGCAGAGAGCAGCCAUGGGCUGGAGGCUCUCUGCUCGCUCUGGACCUCGCUUCAAGGAAGCUCUUGGAGGGCCAGCGUGGGAUUACAGAAAUAUUAUCGAGAAGUUACAGGAUGUCGUGGCCUCCCUGGAGCAGCAGUUCAGCCCCAUGAUGCAGGCCGAGUUCUCCGUGCUUGUUGAUGUGCUCUACAGUCCAGAGUUGCUGUUCCCAGAGGGAAGCGAUGCCAGGAUAAGAUGUGGCGCCUUCAUGUCAAAGCUGAUUAAUCACACAAAGAAACUGAUGGAGAAAGAAGAAAAACUGUGCAUUAAAAUCCUCCAGACGUUACGGGAGAUGCUGGAGAAGAGGGACAGCUUUGUGGAAGAGGGUAGCAUACUCCGGAGAAUCCUUCUGAACCGGUACUUCAAAGGUGACCAUGGCGUUGGUGCAAAUGGACCUCUGUCCGGGGCCUACGCCAAGACUGCACAAGUGGGAGGAGGCUUCUCUGGACAGGACUCAGAUAAGAUGGGGAUUUCAAUGUCCGAUAUCCAGUGUCUGCUGGACAAAGAAGGAGCAUCCGAACUUGUCAUUGAUGUCAUAGUGAACACCAAAAACGACAGGAUUUUUUCCGAAGGCAUUUUGCUUGGCAUCGCCUUGCUGGAAGGAGGAAACACGCAAACACAGUAUUCUUUUUACCAUCAAUUACAUGAACAGAAAAAGUCAGAAAAAUUCUUCAAAGUCCUUUAUGACCGGAUGAAGGCUGCUCAGAAAGAGAUCAGAUCCACAGUGACUGUCAACACCAUAGACUUAGGGAGCAAAAAGAGGGACGAUGACAAUGACCUCAUGACCUCGGGCCCAAGGAUGAGAGUGAGAGAUUCAUCACUUCAUCUGAAAGAGGGAAUGAAAGGGCAGCUAACAGAGGCUUCUUCAGCCACGUCCAAAGCAUACUGUGUGUACAGAAGAGAAAUGGACCCGGAAAUAGACACGAUGUGCCCCGGACCGGAAGCAGGAAGUGCGGAGGAAAAGUCCGCAGAGGAGGUUACCAUGAGCCCCGCCAUCACCAUCAUGCGGCCCAUCCUCAGGUUCCUGCAGUUGCUGUGUGAGAAUCACAACCGGGAGCUGCAGAACUUCCUGAGGAAUCAGAACAAUAAGACUAACCACAACCUGGUGUGCGAGACGCUCCAGUUCCUGGACUGCAUCUGUGGGAGCACCACGGGCGGCCUGGGCCUACUGGGGCUCUACAUCAAUGAGAAGAACGUAGCUUUGGUCAACCAAACCCUGGAGAGCUUGACCGAGUACUGCCAGGGCCCGUGCCAUGAAAACCAGACCUGUAUCGCCACUCAUGAAUCUAAUGGGAUCGACAUCAUCAUUGCCUUGAUUCUGAAUGACAUCAACCCUCUUGGCAAAUACAGAAUGGACUUGGUGCUGCAGCUGAAGAACAACGCCUCCAAGCUUUUGCUGGCCAUUAUGGAGAGCAGGCAUGACAGCGAGAAUGCAGAAAGAAUUCUCUUCAACAUGAGACCCAAGGAGCUGGUGGAUGUGAUGAAGAAUGCCUAUAACCAAGGACUGGAAUGUGACCACGGGGAUGAGGAGGGAGGGGAUGACGGUGUCUCUCCAAAGGACGUUGGACACAACAUCUACAUUCUGGCCCAUCAGUUGGCCCGCCACAAUAAACUACUACAGCAGAUGCUCAAACCUGGAUCCGAUCCUGAAGAAGGGGACGAAGCCUUGAAGUAUUACGCCAAUCACACCGCACAGAUCGAGAUUGUGCGGCAGGACAGGACGAUGGAGCAGAUUGUCUUUCCCGUCCCCAAUAUCUGUGAGUUCCUCACUCGGGAGUCCAAGUACCGUGUGUUCAACACCACAGAGAGGGAUGAGCAGGGAAGCAAGGUGAACGACUUCUUCCAGCAAACAGAGGACCUCUACAACGAGAUGAAAUGGCAGAAGAAGAUCAGAAACAACCCCGCCCUGUUCUGGUUCUCCAGGCACAUCUCCCUCUGGGGCAGCAUCUCCUUCAACCUGGCCGUGUUCAUCAACCUGGCUGUGGCUCUCUUCUAUCCAUUUGGGGAUGAUGGUGAUGAAGGUACACUCUCCCCACUGUUCUCCGUCCUCCUGUGGAUAGCAGUGGCCAUCUGCACAUCUGUGCUGUUUUUCUUCUCCAAACCUGUGGGUAUCCGGCCAUUCCUUGUGUCUGUCAUGCUCAGAUCAAUAUACACCAUUGGUUUGGGGCCAACACUCAUACUUCUUGGUGCUGCUAAUCUAUGCAAUAAAAUCGUGUUCCUGGUGAGUUUUGUGGGAAACCGAGGCACAUUCACCCGAGGUUAUCGAGCGGUCAUCCUGGACAUGGCCUUUCUCUACCAUGUGGCGUAUGUCCUGGUUUGCAUGCUUGGUCUCUUUGUUCACGAGUUCUUCUACAGCUUCCUGCUCUUUGAUUUGGUGUACAGAGAAGAGACCCUGCUGAACGUCAUCAAAAGUGUCACACGGAAUGGCCGCUCUAUCAUCCUGACAGCGGUCUUGGCUCUCAUCCUGGUCUACCUGUUCUCCAUCAUCGGCUUUCUUUUCCUAAAGGAUGACUUCACCAUGGAAGUGGACAGACUGAAAAACAGAACGCCAGUUACAGGUGAUCACGGGGCUCCGACCAUGACCUUACCUUCCAUGAUGGGAACCUGCCAGAAGGAAAACUGCUCGACCACGAUCCCAUCUUUGAACACAGCUGAUGAGGGGAGUGAGGAUGGAAUUGAGCGGACGUGUGACACCCUGCUCAUGUGCAUUGUCACGGUGCUGAACCAGGGCCUCCGGAAUGGCGGUGGCGUGGGGGAUGUGCUGAGACGACCAUCCAAAGAUGAGCCCUUAUUUGCUGCCCGUGUGGUUUACGACCUCCUCUUCUUCUUCAUCGUCAUUAUUAUCGUUCUGAACCUGAUUUUUGGUGUGAUCAUUGACACCUUUGCUGACCUCAGAAGUGAGAAGCAGAAGAAAGAAGAAAUUCUCAAGACAACCUGUUUCAUCUGUGGCCUGGAGAGGGACAAGUUUGACAACAAGACGGUCUCCUUCGAGGAGCACAUUAAGUCAGAGCACAACAUGUGGCAUUACUUGUACUUCAUCGUCCUGGUGAAGGUGAAGGACCCGACGGAAUACACAGGGCCUGAGAGCUACGUGGCUCAGAUGAUCACGGAGAAGAAUUUGGACUGGUUUCCUCGGAUGCGAGCCAUGUCACUUGUCAGCAAUGAAGGUGACAGUGAGCAAAAUGAGAUCCGGAACCUGCAGGAGAAGCUGGAGUCCACCAUGAGUCUGGUGAAGCAGCUGUCUGGGCAGCUGGCAGAGCUGAAGGAGCAGAUGACAGAACAAAGGAAGAACAAGCAGAGACUGGGCUUCCUCGGGUCAAACACACCCCAUGUGAACCAUCACAUGCCACCACACUGACACCAUGGGGGCACGCCGUGACCAGCCUUUCAUCAGAUGCCUGCCUCAUCGCUGAAGGAAGGAUGGAGAUGGAGGGAGCAAACAGUGGCUAUUGUUGAGAAGCUAAAAACAGCCAAGUGCCAAGAUGCUGAGCCAUUUAGCUCCCAGAACAAUCCGUAACUGUGUUUUCACGCUUGAGAAGACUCGAGCUGAAAAACAGCGCAGGGCACAGACUACGGGGCGCAGGAAGCAGCCAGACUGGGGGGAGCAGCAGUCUCCCUCUGCUCAAUCGAUGGGCCUUGGACUUGUCUCACAUGCUGACUGCAGCCUCUGUCAUGGCUGCUUGGAAUUUAUUGCUUCGAAUUGCAGCACACAGGUCAGAGACAGGAAGCCACACUUUGGUGGCUGAGUCUGACUAAGAAAAAAUUUAAGAGAUUAAAAACAAAACGGGAGUUGAAAAAGAAAUCUCAUUAAGCUUCUGAACCUUAUGUGUUACCAGACAGUUUCUUCAUGACAUGAAACAUGAGGGGCUCAGAGCUCUGCACGCUUGGUGCUCUGGAGUUCACAUCUCACACACUGAAAGGAUAACUGGAGCAGAGUCGCUUUUUCCAGGACUCUGUGCAGGGCUGCACAGAGGAAGUUCAUAGAACAUGGCUAAGAACACGCUUAAAGUCACGUGAUCAUGAAAGAGCUGCUUGAGUGGGGAAUAGUGUUGAGUGCAGAUGCUAUUACAAUACACAGGUGUUAAUAAAGGAAACACUCACGGUGACCAUGAACACAGAGACUUACUAUGGUGGUUUUGCCUUUUAGAAGCAUGGAUUUGUAUUUGUGGUGCUUGAGGACCUGAGUGUUUGCUAUCCCUGCAGCUAUGAGAAGGAAAUCUGAGAAGACAUUGAAUAUAUAAGGAUGUGCAGAAUUUCAAUGGCAUAUUUAAGGCUGUUACAGUAACAGCUUUUCAAAGUGUAGGCAGAUCAUAAUUCCUUCCCCCAAACUGUUUUAAUGUUGUCUUGCAAGGGAGAAAAUAACUAGAUGGAUAGAUUAUUUUUUGGAGACUAUUUUAGGCAUUAGAGCCAAAUGGAGAUGAAAACUGCCAGCCAUGACACUACAUUCAGAGCCAGGCUUCUCAGAUGGACCCUCGGGCCUCCAGAUUCCUUAAACUCUCAGCCACCAGGGGCCACAUGGGGUUUGUUACAACUUUUAAAGCUUUAGAGUGUUUCAAGACAAUUUUAGCUGUUGGCUCCUAAAAAGAAAAUUCAAAUCCUGGGUCUAUGUAGACUCACUGUGCAGGCGAGAAGGCCAAGUAGGCCUGCCUUCUGCUUCACAGGGAUAGCCUUGGGACCCAGUGCGGCACACUAAAUUUACUGGCACUCAACCCCCACACACUAAAACCGGCCGAAAUUAAGAAGUGCUCUUGGACAGGACAGCCUGAAGUUAGAGGAUGCUGACACCAUGACAGGUGUUUUGACCUUGUCAGAGUUCUGUUGCAGUUACCCUUAAUUCUUUGCUAAAACUUUAAACUAUAAUCACAAACUUUUUUCUAGUGGUGUCACCAAAAUUAGACUAAGACAGCCAUUUUUAAAACCUAAUGCCAUCAAUGCUGUGACAGUCUUUGAUAAAAGUAAAGUAUGCUGUGUGGUGUGACCUAACGUCCAAGCCUUUACAGCAGCUGCCUGUCUGACACUGUAUUUGCUCCGGUGGGAAAAAUCCAGAAGAGAUUUCACCUAAUGAGACUCGCACUAUGUCGAUUAUUUUUUUCAGCUGCAUUUUUCUUUCUUUCCUCUCUGCAAGAUUAAAGAUUAUAAAACAAAAUUUAAAAAAAGCAAAUGAAACAAAAGGCACCUUCUAGGACAUUGAAUUCAAAAAGAUAUUAAAACAGGAAAUUUGAUGUCUGGUAAGAGUUUACAUUUGUUAUGUGUGUUUGUUAACGCAACUGGAUUGUUUGAAGUUGAGUGUACUUGGUAUUCUCAUAUGUAUAUAGCAAUAUUAAAAACACAGUCACCUCUGACUUCUAUGCUAGGGAGGUUUUUUUUAAUAUUUAGGUUAUUAAAAUCCAUAUUGGUUAAAAGUCGCAGUUUCCACUGAAUAGUAUUUUUAAUUUACAGAGGGUUUGCUCCCCUGUGGGCUCCAUUUAAUGAAGGAUAUCUUCUAAUUAAAACCAUUGUGUGAGAGUAGAGAUCCACACUGUCUAGAGAGAUAAUAUUGACCAGUUUCUGCAUGCAAAGAUGGUAUUUUCUACUCUUUAGAAAGUUAAGUUACAAAAGGGCUUAUUUUCCUAAAUGCACGGUUUUCUUUUCCCUGUGGAUAAAGAUCACGCUAUUUGGCAGGCUGUUGAUAAUUUCAGGAAGCUAAUUCGUUCAAAUCAGAGCUGAUACUGUGUUGACCCUGUAUUUCCAGCUCACAGCUCAGGCUUUCUGCUGUCAUUUAAUUACAAACUGUAAUGUGGUGUGACUCCAUCCCUGGGACUGAGUGUGAGUAAGGAGGUCUUGGAGUUGUUGAUGAAGAUUUUACUUCCCAGGAUGCCAUCUAACCGAAAGGAGCAGGCAGAGCUCAGCUUCAGGGACCCAGUAGAUUGAGUAGGUAAACAAUGCUUAGGAGAGAUGACUUCACAACUCAGAACCAUAAACAUGCAGAUAGCCACACUGUGUGGAAGAGUAACCAGAAGAUGGUUACUCCUGACAGCUGUUUCAAAGCUUUAUUGCCAUGUUCUGGCCUGGAGACCCCUUCCAAACUAGUGUGAGAUGCAGUACAGUUAGCCAUGGAGGGAGGGAGCAGGCCUCUUAAACCCAGACACAGAUGGCUGUGGGAGCCAGGUGAAGAGCUAGCCUAGCUGAGCUGUGCGCAUCUCUGAGGCUCCUGCCCUGAGCAGGGGUGGGGAGGUGGUGUAACCCUUGCUAAGCUCUCUAUUUUCAAAAUUUGAUAGCCAAUUCCAGAUUUUAGAAAAUACCGGAGGCCACUUUAGGCCCUCUACUCAUUCAUCUGCUGCUGCCUUUGACAUCAGGAUUGAUAAAAUUGCCAUGUAGGAGACAGCACAGUGCUAAACUCAAGCAGAGCCGAGUGCAUGUGAAAACAGAACUCUGCACGCAGCUCUAGGUCCACCUCCAGCUGGAGUGUUCCCACAGACUUGAAAGUGGAUUCUCCUUCCUCUGGCAAGAGAGAAUGUCUAUAAUGUCUUUUAAAAAGGUGAUAUGAGCAUGCUGUCAGGGCUGCAUAACUUAUUAGUUAAUAUUAAUAAAAAGAAUUUGCAUCUUA
Messenger RNA from Peromyscus californicus insignis, 11664 nucleotides. It is a transcript of the gene Itpr2, whose product is annotated as inositol 1,4,5-trisphosphate receptor type 2. Gene Ontology annotation, cellular component: endoplasmic reticulum; membrane. The transcript is spliced from 57 exons. The record is from RefSeq and is a predicted model, not a curated record. Gene Ontology annotation, molecular function: inositol 1,4,5 trisphosphate binding; inositol 1,4,5-trisphosphate-gated calcium channel activity. Bases 331 to 8436 code for a protein of 2701 amino acids. Lineage: Eukaryota; Metazoa; Chordata; Mammalia; Rodentia; Cricetidae. Gene Ontology annotation, biological process: calcium ion transmembrane transport.